Messenger RNA from Blumeria graminis f. sp. triticale, 840 nucleotides. The record is from the annotation of a GenBank genome assembly. NCBI's taxonomy places the organism in Eukaryota, Fungi, Ascomycota, Leotiomycetes, Helotiales, Erysiphaceae.
AUGCGUCUCGAACGAGCGCCUAUAUUGAUGGCGAUUCUAGGUGCUCGGGCAUUUCAAGACGCAUCUCCAUUCCUCCUAUUUUCAGCAUCUCCAUCAUACGAAAAUUUGGAAAAAUAUCCUCAGCAACAACUCCAGUCCCGUACUAAAGUCCUUGAUACAACGAAGGCUGUUCUUUCCGAUUGCUCCAGUGAUGUAUACUUUAUCUUCAGUAAAGAGUCACUUUCAGCCCAGGAUUUUUCAAAAUGGGCGCCUAGCAUAGAUCAAGCAUUUUCGAAUCCAAGAGUAAGCUCUCGACCUCUUGUGUCAGAAGCAGUUGGACUCAAAUCAAGAGAUGGAGAGGAAUUGGUGCGAUUCCUAGAAGAAAAUUGUGCUAGCACGAGGCUGGAUGAGGUUUCUCUAAGUAGUAUUGAAGAAAAGGAUAAAGCAAGGAAUCUUGUUGCUCUUAAACAACUGGACGAAGAAAUCGGUGCAAAUGAUACAUUAUUUGCCAAUCUCCUAGAAAGAAUUGCAGAUGGAAAAAAAUAUACUCUUGUCCUAAUAUCAACCCCUUCCUUCAACGACAAGCCUAAAGAUUUACAAGAAGAUUAUUUAUCAAACUUACCCCACACCGAAUUAAAGCGCCAAAUCGAAGCUCGUGCUCACAAUAUCUCUGCUAACGCUGACAUGCGCCCACUAUUUGAAAAAUAUCAAUAUCUCAGCCCAGGGCUCUUCAUAGGCAUCAUGGUUAGUAUCUUAUUACUAAUAAUUUUAGGCGUCGGAAUAAGAGCCAUAGCAAGUUUGGAAGUAUCGUACGGGGCGUUUGAGAAGGAUCUUAUACAAGUGGCAGCAAAGAAGCAGUAG